Closterium sp. NIES-65 is the source of this 951-nucleotide messenger RNA. The record is from the annotation of a GenBank genome assembly. Lineage: Eukaryota; Viridiplantae; Streptophyta; Zygnematophyceae; Desmidiales; Closteriaceae.
AUGGCAGAGAUGUCAACGUGUAGUGCAGCAGCGGUGCAGGGCACGUACACAGUGCAGGGGGGGGAGACGUGUGGCGCCAACUUUGGCUUCAUCGGCCUCACCCAGGACCAGUUCCUCCUGCAGAACGAGGGAGUGGACUGUGAAGAUCUGGGGGCGGUGCUCAACAUCUCCAUCCCCUCCUCGGCUCAAGUGUGCCGCGUAUGCUACACUGUCACCCAGCCCCUCAGCUCCCCUGCCCACCCCCCUUCCCCCUCCCCUGUCCCCCAGGCGGAUGCGGCAGCACAGAGCUGUGAUCCCAUCAACAGCCGCUUCGGCAUAGACGUCAUGACCAUCAACCCCAACCUCGAUUGGACAACCCUGGUGCCCAACCAGCAGGUGAGGGGAGUGGGGAGUGACGGACGUAUCAUGGGCUUUAGGUGGGGGAGUGGUGUCAGGAGCAGCGGGCUACAACCCGUGCACGGAGUACCAGCCAGACACCCAGCAAACCACCUGCACCCCUCUCCUCUCACUGUCCUACGCUCUCUCUCGCCCUCACCUCAGAUCUGCAUUCAAGCUGGAGACGCGGUGUCAGGAGCAGCGGACUACAAUCUCUACACGGAGUAUCAGCCGGUCACGCAGUGGUUCACGUGUGCCAGCGCCGUCGCAAACUACGGCAUGACGUGGUUCGACCUCUACCGCCUCAACCCCGGCAUCAACUACGACUCUCUCAGCACGCUCACAGGCUCUGAGAUUUGCACGGCUGGCAUGCCGAUGGGAGCGGUGGCGUGCGGUAAGGCGCGGUCGAAGACGGUGGCGAGCCGGCGGUACACGGUGGGGGCGGGGGACAGCUGUGCGUCGCUGGUGGUGGUGCAGUUCCAGUGCCAGCCGCCGCUCGUGGGCGAACUCAACCGCGGCUGGAUGUGCCGCUCCCAGUCCCUCUUCGCCGGCAUGCCCCUCUGCGUCCCCUUUUAG